This is a messenger RNA of Paramormyrops kingsleyae, 5196 nucleotides long. NCBI's taxonomy places the organism in Eukaryota, Metazoa, Chordata, Actinopteri, Osteoglossiformes, Mormyridae. The record is from RefSeq and is a predicted model, not a curated record.
UUCAUAGGGAAAGAGAGAACAGGCGAGAGAUACAGAAACAUCUCGCUUCGCUGAAAGGAGAACCUCCUAUUUGCUCAUUCCAGUUACACACGCUCCCUCGCUCUCUCUCUCUCGUGCUUUUUCAGUCCAGCGCACACACGACUCUGAUGUUCAAGGGGGCAGAAGGCAUUCUGUGGAUUCAGGGUAUCCAGUGAAGAGGAAGAGGAGCGGAGAUGGAGCCCCUAAAGACACUGGGAAGGAUGCAAAGAAGUGCCAGGUUUUCUUAAGUAAAGAGAUGCACGAGCAAAGGUGGAGGGAGCAAAUGGGGGGAAUGGAAAGCAAAGAAAAUGAGAUAGAAGGGGAGGCACUGGCGAGUGAAGGAGAUCAGCAGUGAAAGUACUGAGACAUGUGAGAGAGCCCUGACCUCUUCUCUUCACUUACUGGGGGGACUCAUCCCCACUCCACCUCCCAGUCCAGCUCAAGCCAGGAAAAGAGACAAGACUAGAAAAGAGGAAGGAGCAGGCAAGAAAAAGGACUCUUUGCCGUUCUCAUCCCUUAUUCAGGUGCAGAGUGCAGCUGACGGCUCACUAUCUUUUUCUGGGAGAUGAAGCCAUAAGAAUGGAGAAAUAGAAGUGAAGGAAGAAGAGGAAGCAAGAAGAAGUAGCUAGCAGAAUGAUGCAUUGUGGGAUUGUGGGCUGUGCGAUGCAUGCUCACACAUUCUGCUCUCAGUACAAUACAAGGUAGCCAAAUGAAUGGAAUCAUGGUGGUCAGAAUUUAUCUCAAGUGCUUUUACAUGAAACUCAGAGAAUGGCUACAUCAUUGGCUUUUUUCAUGUUGAUGAGAACCAUGAAUGGAAUCCAUGGAACUAUAUCCCAGAUUAAUUUCACUGAGGACCAAAACAAAUAAAUGUAAAUAGAUGAAGAACUUAAAUUAUUAAUAUGCUUCUUCAUCUUUGGCAAUUGACUUAUCUCAUCACAGGUAAAGCGACUCACUUUAGCUCUAUGUCACAGUGCUGUGUUUUAGACAGUAGAGGAUAGAGUUAUGGUCAGCAAGGAGCCAAGCCAUCUUCCAAACACUAAUAGCAGCAGCAGCAACAACAACCUGGAGAAAGUGGUAACCGUGCGCUCUGUCCUGCUGAACCGCGACUCGCCGGACAUUGAGACGCGGCUCAAACGCCGGCGGAACCGCACUCAGCAGGUUCGCUUUAAAGAUCUCGAAGAUGGGGGGCCUGAAUGCUCAGGGAGAUGCCGGUCCCUGGCUGAGCGGGGCAGUCCACAUCCUAACCGCAGAUGCCCUGUCGUUGUCUCCUUAUCUCCCAGUAAGGAGCUAUGUGAGAGAGAUGUGAGGAGGGAGUUGACUGCAAAUGGUGGCUCGGUGGUAGGGGUUGUUAGGGGAGACAUGGCAAAGACUAUUGGGGCAGUUGCGGCCAGUUUGGCCAAGGCACCCCCACAUCCUCUGACGCCAGGGCCCACACGCCGUGUGUGGGCUCCCUCAUGCCCUGGAUCCCUCACCCUGCCUAGCUCUCCACGUGCCUGUAUGAGCACAGCCAUCCAGACCUCCCCGAGCCUGCAGAAGCCCUUGCCAUUCUCCAUGCUCCAAACCCGCAGCCAUAGUCUUGGGGACUUUGUGGAUGGGGAAGUCCAGGAAGAUUGGGUGGGUAAAAAGACACUCUCCCAGAACCAUGUGCUUACCUCUGGGGCUGCUCAGGAUGACUUAUUCAGUUACUUUCCAGAACAUCUUGAAGAUGAUGGGCUUCUAGCUGAAGCCCAUGGCACUUGCCCACUGAACUCCAGCCCAGGUCAAAUGGUAGAGUGGCACUCUUCCUGCUCUCCAACAUCUACUAUGAGAGCCUCUAAUGGACCUGACCUUCUUGCUUCAUCACCCCUCAAAAGCCAUGUACUGAGUGACCCUAACAAAUUACAGCCAACCUGUUCCACAGCUCCUGAGUUUGGACAGGCCAGUGCUCUUAUUUCUGAGACUAGAAAAAGUAGCUCAGAUCAGAGUGGGCUAUUGGACAUUGCUGUUCCACAUGCUGGAGUGAAUGGCACCCCCACUUCCCCAGCUACAUCAACCAUGACUUACAUUUCAGAAACUGGAUUGACAAGCACCCCUCUUCCUCAAUCUGAGCCAUCCUCUUCCUCCAAUGCUGAAAUGUUAGUAUCCAUCUCCUCUCCCUACAAAACUUCCCAAACUUGUACCUCAGUCCAUCACACUGUGCCCCCAAAUACUUUGCCAACCAGAAUAAGCCCUCUGUAUCUCCCAACAGUUCCAAUGGCAGUACCUUUUAGCUUCCCUGCAAGGCCUACAUUUACCACUCAGGACACAGGGAGGGGUGAGGAACAGGUAAGGGGGAAGAGAAGAGAACUUCCUUUGCCUCCUCCACCUCCACCUUAUACCCCACGCCGAGAUGGGCACGGCCCCCAAGGACUAAACAACAGACCAACCACAACCAACUGUGGUAGUGACCAUGAGAAGAAGCCAAAAGCACCAGCAUACUUUCCAGAAGGUGCACACAUGCACCCAAAAGAGGCCAGGUACCCUCUAGGACUGGACCCCAAAGCUUCACCAGCUGGGUCAGCCCAAAGUACACCUUACCACAGCCAACCCAAGUUUGGGGAUGUCUGCACAUCCUGUGCUAAGACCUACAUUAGAUCUCCCAGUACAACUAAUGACUUGCGCUGGCAGCUUAUGGGCCAACUGGCUCCGUCGGGUCCCUGGAUGCCGACACUCAACCGCAUUACUGACACCUCUUUGACUCCUGACCAGGCUGAGACACUGAAACAUGUGCAGGAGCUGCUGGGAGGGUUGAUGUCAGGCACAUGCAGCAAACUGCAGCUGUCCGAGGCCCGAGAGAAACUGCUCGGGCCCCAAGGGGCCCUUCACAAUGUCAGGGGCCUGCAGACACAACUGCAGAGCUUGGAAGGAAUUCUGGAGAUGAGUCAGAACACCAUCAAGGUUCUGCUGGAUGUCAUCCAGGACCUGGAGAGGAAAGAGGCAGAGAGAGAUGGGAGCAGUCCAGAUGGAUCCUGGCAAAACCAUCGUGGCAUCCAUGUGGCCGACUCUCAGGACCAAGAAGGAGCUGCAAGGAAUUCUGGAUUUUGCCAAUUUUUAUUGACAAUUUAUCUGUAAUUUUAGUUCUCUCGCAACUCUUCUUAUGGUUCUCAUCCAUUCUCCCCACUGGCUGAUUGUCUUGAACCAUAAAAUCCAAGCCACCUUCCAGCUGCAGAAACAACACAGUGGCACACCUCUCAAGUUAUAACCAUGUGCCUUCAUCUCCAAUAAGUUAUCCAACACAAACAAAAUUAUGAUGUGGGGAACAGGGAGUUGCUGGCCAUUAGGUAGGCCCAUUAAGUAGCUUGAGGGGGUAAAACACCCUUUACAGGUCCUCAGCAACAUUUAUUCCACUAAAUGCCAUGGUUUGGUGGGCCACAUUUUUUGCAUGAUUUAGAUUUAAAGUUACUUAUUGGCCAGGAGAAAAAGAUUAUAAGGUGGAUGCCCUCUUGCAGAGAUUUCUAUCAGACCAGCCCCCUACAUCAAGUGACACCAUCGUCCUACAGGCCUGCUUCAUAGCCCUGGUCAGGUGGGAAAUGGAGGAGGAGAUUACCCUUGCCCUGUAACAGGACCCAGCUCCAUCAGCGAGUAGAACUUACAAGCCCAACACUAUGCGAUCUCAGCUCAUGCAAUGGGUCCACACUUCACUAAGCUCUGGUCACCCAGGGAUCCAAAGAACCAUGGAACUGGUGGGAUGCUGAAAUUGGUGACCAUCCAUGGGGUCAAAUAUCAACAACUAUGUUUCCUUCUUCAUCUUUCCUCAUUCCUCCUACCUGUACCCAAUCCAAGGCCACCUGUGCACUGCUGACUGGCAAGCUCCAGCCCUUCCCCAAACCUCAGUGCCCUUGGUCACAUUUGGUAUCUCAGGACUAACAGUAAUCCUUGUUGUCAUCACCAGGUUCUCAAAAUGUGCCAACUAAUUCCCCAGUUAAGUUACCUUCUGCUCUGCGACUAGCAGAGAUCAUCUUUACCUAUGUCUUCAUGGCAUUUGGGUUACCUGAGGAUUUAAUAAGCAAUCAGGGAUGGCCCGGUUUGGGUGCACCUUCUGUCAUAGGAUGGGAAUGGCCCUCAGCCUGUUGUUGGGUUACUACCCUCAAACUAAUAGACAAGUUCAGCGUCUCAACCAAGACUCUGAGAGAUUUCUGAAGUCCAACUGUACACAGAACAAGAUAGACUGGAGUCAGUUUCUACGUUGGGCAGAGUAUGUUCAAAACUCACUGUUCCAUUCAUCUUUGCUUCUUAUACCCUUCCAACGUUCUAGGUUACCAAUCCUUACUUUACCCAUGGGAGGUGGAGCUCUGCGAUGUACCAGUGGUGGAAACUGUCCAGCUGUCCUGUACUGUAUGAUGGCAAAAGGCUGCUGCAGAUUGUCAUUGCCAUCUUACCCUCCUCCAACCCGGAGAGCAGGUGUGGCUGUCCACCUGUGAUAUCUGGCUCUGUCUUCCCUCCAAAAAGCUGACUCCACAGUAUAUUGAACCAUUAAAUAUCCUGUCUUGUGUAAACCCCAAGCUGCUGGUAAUUAUCAGAAAAUUCCAGUGUGUCAUGUGUCUUUACUAAAGUCAAUCUGAUAUCACCUGAUGCAUCCCCCAACUGAAGGCCCUGCUCCUUCACCUCUGUUGAAUACUGAUGGCACCCUGGCUUACACCAUCCGUGUUCUCCUGGAUGCCCAACACCAUGGGGGAUGACUGCAGUAUUUAGUGGACUUUGGGAUUUGACCCAAAGGAACAAUCCUGGGACCCGACCAUGGACAUCCUGCACCCCAUGCUGAUUGCUGACAUCCACCAUUAAUAUUCUGAUUGUCUUGCUUCUCGCUUUCUCCAGACUGCUUGAUUUCCCUGUUGUGAGAUUUAGUACGAGGGUACUUCCUGAUCAUCAGUCCAGUGAGUGUGAGUGUCCCAAUCCCUCUUGGUGAGAGGGCUUGUACUGAUCUCCCUGUGUCUGCAUAAGUGCCUGUAUUUCCCUUCACUCCUUGACUCCUUGCCUCUGUCCCUGACUUCAACUCUCAUUUAGCAUGAAUUCCUGUUUGCACUUUAUCUGGGUCUUCAUGACAAUAAUAAGAAAUAACUAAUACAAAAUGGUUGUGUACAGAUCAUAAUAUUAUACAAAACACUGUUAUAAAAAAUUGACUGUGCAAUGAGCAAUAAAUAAAUUAAUUUACCAAAUAAA